CCCCGCCCACACCUGCGCCUUGCCCCGCCCCCCUCCUGCUGACCUCUUGGCCGCGCAGGGGGGGGGAGGGACCAGGCUGGGUUCUUUCGGCGCCUCGCCGGGCGCGGAGGGACACCAGAGGUGCCGCCUCACCCCCGACGUCUGCUCUCCGGCCUGGAGACGUGUUAUCGCGCCGUGUUAGACAGGGUGGGGACUCGGGUGGGCGAGCCUCGUCUUCGGGGGCACCUGGGAGAUAAUGCGACGACCAAACCUGCCGGCCUGCGUGUGUCGAGAGCCAGUCUAAUCUCCCCGCUGCAGCGUCGCCGGCCUUGCGGGCGCGGGAGGAAAGGGCCGGCGAGAUGUAGCGCGCCGUCAGCGAGGCGUGUUGUGAUCUUCGAGAAGAGGCGGCGGGUCCCCCGGGCGAUAGGAAGGACUGAUGCACCGGAUGAGGUUUUGAGCCCGUAUCCAUUGAAGUGGGCGGGACCGUCGCCACCGACUUGGGUUGGGUCAGGAUCGGUCCUUUGCGUGCAACAGCCCGGUGUCGGCAGCCCGGCGCGGCCCGGCUCCGAGUCAUCGGAAAGUCUGUUUCCAAAGCGCAGUUUACUUCCAAAGCCUCCUCGCUUGGGCGGGUUCAGGCGGACCGGGGCUUUGUGGAGCAGUUGGAGGAAGGGGAGAGCGUCGGCCGCCUGGGCGACAGGGCGCGCCUGGCGGAACAAGCAGGCAAGAGGAUGCUCGAGCGCGAACGGGAGACAGCUGGCUGCGGGGACGCGAGGGGAGCCCGCACGCCCCUUCGGUGCCACGUGCCAAUCUCAUGCAUUGCUCACACAAGCUGAGGACUCUGUGACCCGUUUCCUCACCCGCAGCGGUACUUCACACUGGGUAUCGCAGUCUUCAACAGCCAGCUUUCAUUUUCCGCAUAAACAAGCCCACUGCUUUCCAUUCAGCAGAGCAGGAAGCUCGAGGCUCAGGAGCUCUGGCCCCUGCACGCGCCCAGACCGCGCAGAUGUUGCCCUUGGCUCUUGGCUGCCUGUGCCUCCUCCUGCAAAGACCAGCAGUGGCAGCAGUGUCCAUGGACAGCCAGUGCGGGGCAGCAGCAGUCCUCCCUUGCCCUCCUGCUGUCAAAGGGAUGCAGAACUUCUGGGCCAGCGGCUGGUACAAGGUCAUCAACAACAGUCAGGAAACGGGGCUGAUUCGGAACCUCAAGAACAGGACAACGGUGUAUGACAAGAUCCAGCGGCUGUUCCUGAUGGACGAGCAGCAGUCGCUGGUCAUUCCUAAGGUCCGGCCAGAGGACGCUGGCACUUAUCGCUGCUCCCUCUGGGCCAAUGUGGGACAUUUCAAUCAGCAGGCAGACGUCAUCCUGCGGGUAUCAGACUGCUCAAUGCCCUGGCCGGGCACUUCGCCCACGGGGACGUCGCUACGGGGUUCUGAGCGAGAGGGCAGCGCAAGCCCCAACUCCACCUGCUGCCAGGAGCCGCUGAUUCCUGUCCUUGCUGCUGUCCUGGGGCUGCUGGCCUUCAACGUGGGGAAGGGGCUGCUCAGCAUCAUCCUCAUCCUGGUGAUCAGGGUCAGCCUCAAAUACAAGCGAAGGAGAAAACAAGCGCAAAACCUCUGAGGGAGAAGCAUGAAGCAGACAGAAGCAGACAGAUGUGCCUCGGACACAAGGAGGAGGGGAGGGCGUGGAGCCGGGAGCGGCCACGUUGGCAGCACUGUGAGUCGGGGCAGAGCUCCAUACAGACAGGUCGCUUUAAAGGGCUUGCAGCAGCUGGCUCUGUGGAGCCUGUGUUCCCAGCACCAUGCCCAUCCUCUGUGUCUCCUGCUGCCUUGCCAUUCAAUACACCCUCGCGCUGCGCCUCGUUGCUACCUUAGGCUGUGAGCUCACAUGGGCAGGGACGGUCUUUUCCUCUGUUUGGGCACAUCCCAGCACAGUGAGCCUCUGGGUGUUGCUGCAAUGCAUGUAAUAAAUAGCAACCAUAACAGCA
This is a messenger RNA of Alligator mississippiensis (American alligator), 1961 nucleotides long. Its product is annotated as CD83 antigen. The record is from RefSeq and is a predicted model, not a curated record. The transcript is spliced from 5 exons. NCBI's taxonomy places the organism in Eukaryota, Metazoa, Chordata, Crocodylia, Alligatoridae. The coding region runs from base 983 to 1594 and encodes 203 amino acids.